CAAGUACCUGCCAUCAGGCCCAGAGAAGACCAUAACUCUGUUUUCACCCUCGAUUCUCCGACUAAAGGUCCUGUUCUGUCGCCAAUUGCUCAGUAGAAUCACCAAGAUGUCUCUUGCCAACAAGCUCUCGAUCACGGACGUCGACCUCAAGGGGAAGCGCGUCCUGAUCCGCGUCGACUUCAACGUCCCCCUGGACGCCGACAAGAAGGUGACCAACACCCAGCGCAUCGUCGGUGCCGUCCCGACCAUCAAGUAUGCCAUCGACAAUGGCGCCAAGGCCGUCAUCCUCAUGUCGCACCUCGGCCGCCCGGACGGCAAGGUCAACCCCAAGUACUCGCUGAAGCCCGUUGUGCCCGAGCUCGAGAAGCUGCUGGGGAAGAGCGUGAUCAUGGCCCCCGACUGCGUCGGCCCGGAGGUUGAGGAGAUCGUCAACAAGGCCGACAACGGCCAGGUCGUGCUCCUCGAGAACCUGCGCUUCCACAUCGAAGAGGAGGGCAAGGGCACCGAUGCCGAAGGCAACAAGAUCAAGGCCGACAAGGCCAAGGUGGAAGAGUUCCGCAAGGGACUGACCAAGCUUGGCGACAUCUACAUCAACGAUGCUUUCGGUACCGCGCACCGCGCCCACUCGUCCAUGGUUGGCGUCGACCUCCCGCAAAAGGCGGCCGGCUUCCUCAUGAAGAAGGAGCUCGACUACUUUGCCCAGGCGCUCGAGGCGCCCAAGCGGCCAUUCCUGGCCAUCCUGGGCGGCGCCAAGGUGUCGGACAAGAUUCAGCUCAUCGACAACCUGCUGGACAAGGUCAACACGCUCAUCAUCUGCGGCGGCAUGGCCUUCACCUUCAAGAAGGUGCUCGACAACAUGUCGAUCGGCACCUCGCUCUUCGACGAGGCUGGCGCCAAGACGGUCGGCGACCUCAAGCAGAAGGCCGAGAAGAACGGCGUCAAGCUGGUCCUCCCCGUCGACUACAUCACGGCCGACAAGUUCGACAAGGACGCCAACACGGGCAAGGCCACCGACGCCGAGGGCAUCCCCGACGGCUGGAUGGGUCUCGACUGCGGCGAGGAGUCGGUCAAGCUCUACAAGGCCGCCAUCGACGAGGCGCAGACCAUCCUCUGGAACGGCCCGGCCGGCGUGUUCGAGUUCGACAAGUUCGCCUCCGGCACCAAGGCCACGCUCGACGCGGCCGUCGCGGCCGCCCAGAGCGGCAAGAUUGUCAUCAUCGGCGGCGGCGAUACCGCCACCGUUGCGGCCAAGUACGGCGUCGAGGACAAGCUCAGCCACGUGUCGACUGGCGGUGGCGCCAGCUUGGAGUUGCUCGAGGGCAAGGCCCUGCCGGGUGUUGUCGCUCUGAGUGAGCGCCAGUAGGUCUCGAGAGAGAGAGAGAGUGAAGAUGAGAGUUAGGGGAUCUUAGUAACGAAACUAGGAAGGCAAUGCUUUGAAUGACAGAUUCCCCCUCGGUUGUAAUUAGCCCUUCCUUGCGAGCAAUUCUACAGAGUUCCUUUGC
Thermothelomyces thermophilus ATCC 42464 is the source of this 1502-nucleotide messenger RNA. RefSeq lists its product as uncharacterized. Gene Ontology annotation, cellular component: cytosol. Lineage: Eukaryota; Fungi; Ascomycota; Sordariomycetes; Sordariales; Chaetomiaceae. Gene Ontology annotation, biological process: gluconeogenesis; glycolytic process. The transcript has 3 exons. Gene Ontology annotation, molecular function: phosphoglycerate kinase activity; ATP binding; ADP binding. The record is from RefSeq and is a predicted model, not a curated record. Bases 107 to 1363 code for a protein of 418 amino acids.